Messenger RNA from Didymella exigua CBS 183.55, 883 nucleotides. RefSeq lists its product as uncharacterized. The coding region runs from base 90 to 548 and encodes 152 amino acids. NCBI's taxonomy places the organism in Eukaryota, Fungi, Ascomycota, Dothideomycetes, Pleosporales, Didymellaceae. The record is from RefSeq and is a predicted model, not a curated record. The transcript has a single exon.
UCUUGGCAAAAGUGACCGGUACACUUGGGUGACCGGCAUGCUUGUGGAGUACGUUAUCCAAAACUUCGUUUUCUCUUACCUAUCAGUCAAUGUCGCUCUCACCUCUGAUCCUCCACUUAUCCUUCACUUGCCACUGGCUUUACUCAAGCAACUCGCCGUUCUCUUCUGAACACCCCAGCCAGCUUCAAACUAUGAAACGGUUGAGAGGAGAAGCAGAUCACGUGUUGUUGGCGGUGGUCUGGUGCUGCUUCCUCAUCUUGUUGAGCACCUCUUACCUCAGCUGCAUCACAAACACGUCAUCAAAACAGACCCCGCAGCGAGCCUUGGAGAGCAAAGAUACAAGCAGAACAAGAACACAGAACAACACAAUACACUCGUUCACAUCUGCCCUUGAUACCGCAACAAACUAUCUGUGCCUCAGCACGAACACUAAAACACAACUUGUCCAGAUAUCUCUCUUCAAGCCUGCGUCCAUCUCAACCCAACUGGGAUAUACUACCCUGAGACUCCUAGAGCCUCUAGGCGCCUGGUUGCCUCGCGCUGCCUAGUGCAAGAGUGCUGCCCUCCUAUUUAAAUUUUUAAAUUUUUAACACACAGACUACCUACCCUUAUUAGAAAUCUUAUCUAACGUACUCCACAAGCGAGCUGGCCACCCAAGCGAGCUGGCCACUUUUGCCAAGACCACACCGAACUUCACUCUCCCUGUAAUGCCUCAACGCAACAACAUAAAAAAGCCUUUAACGUAACGUACUCUAUCACCGAGCCGGUCAUAUCACUGAACCGGUCACUUAAAAUCCCACCAAAAAACACAGAAACCAUACCCCUGCAUCUCAAUAACUACUAAAUGGAAUCUUCUAAAAACUUCAGAAUAGAGCUGCAUCUA